Molecule: messenger RNA, 655 nt
Organism: Sphaeramia orbicularis (orbiculate cardinalfish)
Lineage: Eukaryota; Metazoa; Chordata; Actinopteri; Kurtiformes; Apogonidae
Product: Golgi phosphoprotein 3-like
Exons: 2
Coding region: 1-309 (102 amino acids)
Biological process (GO): Golgi to plasma membrane protein transport; retrograde vesicle-mediated transport, Golgi to endoplasmic reticulum; Golgi vesicle budding
Cellular component (GO): cytosol; trans-Golgi network; Golgi cisterna
Molecular function (GO): phosphatidylinositol-4-phosphate binding
Source: RefSeq, a predicted model, not a curated record
AUGUCAGCAAGCUGCAAAGCAAUUAAAUACAUUUUUCUCCAACAGCGCCUCGUCAAGAAAGUUCAGGAUUCUGUUUUGGAGAAGUGGGUCAAUGAUCCGCACCGCAUGGACAAGCGGGUUCUGGCUCUAAUCCUCCUGGCCCACUCGUCCGACGUCCUGGAGAACGCCUUCGCCCCGCUACAAGACGACCAGUACGACCUGGGCAUGAAGAGAGUCCACUCUCUGCUGGAGCUGGAGCCAGAGAAAGAGAGCACAAAGCCCAACGCCAACGAACUGAUGUGGGCCGUGGUGGCCGCCUUCACGAAAUGAAAACGGCGGGUUUUUGUUGGACUGGAAGAUCCGGCUACGGUCUGUGUUAUUUAAUCGGUUGAAGGACAUCAUUUAAUGAGACAGACUUCACUUAAUGAGACAAUCUAUGUGGUUGGGGAGCCUGUUUGUACAUCUAUUCCGGAUGAUGACAUUUUCGGUGGUAGUCCGUGUUAACCCAGUACAAUCUGAUCGGUGGUGGGCUUCACCAAGUAACAUUUGGUUGGUUGGGACAGUGUCUGAAUGACGGAUGGCUGGCUGCUUUUACACAAUGAGGUAAACUAACGUGCCGCCAGGAGCCUGGAUAUACUUCUAAACACCAACACUACGAACAGAUGGGCCUCUGUUA